UCAAAACAGUUUAUAACAAUGUGGAAUAACGUUUGAUCCGAUAGGCUGAAUAUCGUGUUGCAUUCCAGACUUAUUAAAAGUAUUAAGUUUCUUAUAAUAUAAUAUAGAUAAAUUGAGAUACAAAAUAGUAACAAUACGGUCUCUGUUUUGAGAGAAUAUUGGUUAAUAUCGAUAUUAUUAAUAUUUGUUCCAAUAUUUUCAUUUACUUCGAGCGGAAGUGGGAUAUUACUUAAAACUUAUUUAACUGAAAACAGCUGAGAGAUUUUUAUGGAAUAACAAAAUGGAAUGAAUGCUCACAGUACCAGCUUCUGUUGCUAUGGGUGAUGUUCGGCUGUUACGGACGUGCUAACGACGACAAAUACAGGAUGGGGUGUGGUUCGAGUAAGGAGUUUCCGGACGACGAACCAAGAACCGUGGUCGUGUUCGGAGCAACCGGACUACUUGGUGGGUCCGUGGCCCGGGCCCUGUUAGAAGAUCCAUUGAGGUUUAGAGUUCGAGCCGUUACAAGACGACCCUCGAGCGAGAAGGCAAGAAAAUUGGCCGAGGAAGGAGCUGUUAUAGUUACUGCAAAUCAAAAUGAUAUAGCGAGCCUGGAGAAGGCGCUAGAUGGCGCUGAUUCAAUGUUUCUCACAACACAUUACUGGGAAGAUAAAAAUAAAGAAAAGGAAAUUGUCAGGGGUCUCAAUGCUAUAGAUGCCGCCGUUCAUAAAGGGCUCACCCAUAUAGUAUUCAAUGGGUCAGAAAAUGUCCGGAAAACUAUAGGAAAAGAUUGUGGUCACUUGGACAGCAAGGCGGCUAUAGAGGAAUAUUUGAGAGAAGUUGGAGUCAACUACACGAUUAUACGACUGCCAUUUUGGUACGAAAAUUUCACAACAGUAUUCCGACCACAUAAAGUGAAGCACGGAGUUUACGCGAUACCAAUACCAAUGGAGGACAUGCCAUUAGAUAUGAUCUCUGUGACUGAUGUCGGAGAAUGUGUAAUGAAACUGUUCUACAGACCUAGAUACUAUUCCAGAAAGACUUUAUCAUUUGGGGGAGAUAGACUUACCACUGAAGAAAUGGCGCAUGCGCUAACAAAAUGCUUAAACAAGAAAUUUAUUUAUCCGAAGCUCAGAAUCAAAGACUUUGAACAGUUUGAUUUUCCUGGAUCGCAGGAGUUGGCGGCCAUGUUUGAAUUUUACCAAAAGGCUCAAAUAACUCGAGAUAUAAAAUUGACUAAAAGACUAAAUCCCGAAUAUAAGACAUUUGAAAAGUGGCUGGACGAAGAGAUGGAGGCGGUUGAAAAUGCUUUAAAAGAACAGGAUCAGUGACGUAUUUAGUCACGAGACUGAUUAAACGGAAGUGUGAAGUCACGUGAGGAUGUGGAACGAACAGAACUGAUCUCGUGGAGUUGUCGUUCCUUACUCACGUUCAAGACAUCGAAAGAGCGACAAGUGUUGAAUCGAGAUUACAUGGUUUUCUUGUCGUAAUGCAUUUAUAAUUCUACUGAAUCAAAUCAUUUUAGUCUAGGACUUGUAUUUUUGCAAUGCAAUUUAUAUUCUAAAGCAGAUAUAUAAAAGUUGUGUGCAUAUAAAAGUACUAACAAAAACAAUAACCAUUUUUUUAAUAUCAAGAGACUGUAAUAUCUCCAAACAAAUGAUAAAUAUUUUGUCUAGAUCAUACUGAUUUUUUUCACACAGCUCAGCUAAAAGUUAAUGUAGUCAAAAUUUAGUUUAUGAUAUUAAGAAGCAAUCAUUUCAAAUAUGAAAUGGGAUUAAAUCUUUUCUUUGGUAUCUUUAACUGCACAUAACUUUUGUGCCUAUGCAAGACAAUCAUCUUCAUGCAUGUAUUAUAAUUUGAGCCGCGCCAUGAGAAAACCAACAUAGUGCGUUUACGACCAGCAUGGAUCUAGACCAGUCUGCGCAUCCGCGCAGUCUGGUCAGGAUCCAUGCUGGUCGAAAUUAGAGAAACCAUUAGCGAACAGCAUGGAUCCUGACCAGACUGCGCGGAUGUGCAGGCUGGUCUGGAUCCAUGCUGGUCGCAAAGCCAAUAUGUUGGUUUUCUCAUGCUGCGGUUCAUUUAUAGAUUUAAAAUGGAUGAAUAUGUAUGUAAACAUAUAAUUUUGACGCCUAAGCCUAGAUAAAGCCUUCAGUUAAAAGUGUUGACAAUUCUCAAAUAUAUGCGCUAUCUGCUUUAAACUGUGAUACCUGUAUUUGCUCCAAUACUAUUUGUUUCAUUUUUAACUGACAAUAUUAUGCUUGCAUUUAUUUCGGUUUUUUUCACAUAUUUAUAUAAAUACAAGCAUUUUACAUACAUUACCAAAUGCAAUUAUUUGUUGUUAUGCUGAGAUGAAAUAAAUUUGAUAAAUAAUCACGUA
Mercenaria mercenaria is the source of this 2356-nucleotide messenger RNA. RefSeq names its product nmrA-like family domain-containing protein 1. NCBI's taxonomy places the organism in Eukaryota, Metazoa, Mollusca, Bivalvia, Venerida, Veneridae. The transcript is spliced from 7 exons. The record is from RefSeq and is a predicted model, not a curated record. Bases 324 to 1310 code for a protein of 328 amino acids.